Paramecium sonneborni is the source of this 975-nucleotide messenger RNA. Lineage: Eukaryota; Ciliophora; Oligohymenophorea; Peniculida; Parameciidae. The record is from the annotation of a GenBank genome assembly.
AUGUCUUAAAUAAACAUGUUUAUAGCCACGAUUUUGAUAAUUUUGACAAUAGUAAAUGGUGAAAUUGAAUUUUCUUUCAAGUAGAAGAAUAAUUAGUUAUUGUACAAGAUAAUAUCAAAUGAAGACUUAGUUGUUUUAGCUUUUUCUGGAUAAAUGGUAAUUCGUUAAUAAAUAAAAAAAGGAUUUGAGAGAAUAUUUAUUUUGUAGAAUGAAAGACUGUGAAUGUGAGGAAAGAUAUGCUUAAGGAGUUCGAAGUCAUCCAAAAUUAAGUGAACAGUAAUUAGUGUCGAAUUAUGAAUGUGAAAAUAAUGAAAUGAUGUUUGUAAGAGUAGAUACAGGAUAUUAUCCUUAUGUUUGGUAAAACAAAUAGGAGAAUGCUAAAAGUGUUGAUAAAUAAUAAAGAAUAACUUAAGAAAUCACAUCGAAUUUAAGUUAUAGUGAUAGUGAUAUGACAGCAUCAUUAUCAGUUGGAAGUAUUUUCUAAGUGAAAUGGAAGUUUACAACAGAUGAAUAUAUAGAAAUGUGUUUAAUUUUGAAUUAGAAAUCUUGGAUUGGAGUAGGAUUUGGAAAAGGAGUAUAAAAUAUAUAUAAUUUAAGAUGAGAAAUGUUGAUAUGUUAACAAUUAAUAUCAUAGAUAAUGUAGUAGAGGUUAUUGAUCUAUGGUCAGUAGAAGAUGAUACUCCUCCUACUGAUACUUAAUAAGAUAUAGAAUUGAUUUCAUAUAGUGUAGCAGAUAAUUCUGUAAAAGCUAGAAUCAAAAGGAAGUUAAAUACAAAUGAUUCUAAACAAGAUGUUGUCUUAGCUAAAGGAUCAUAAUAUACUUGGAGUUAUGCAACAUCAUCGGCUUUAGUUAUGGAAGAUCAUGGACAUAAUUUUAAAGAAUUUACUAUAACUUUAAAUGAAAGUGGAGAUACGAUAGUGUCAUAUUCAGAGAUACUUAUGGUUAUUGUUAUGAUCUUUAAUUUAAUAUUAUGA